AUGGACUCGCCAGAGGGAAAGGAGGUCAACGAUGCCAGCGGUGAGAGCUGGCGGCGCUACGGCGGCACCGAGCUGGAGGAAGAAGCAUUCGAGUGGGAGAGAGAAGUGUUGCGUGCUGCUAUCCUUGACGUAAAUAUUCCACUUCGGCAGCCUAAGCAUGUUGAGGGAGAAGUUUUUGUGCAAUUUACUAAGGAAGAGCUGGAUCGGUCUGCUGUUCCGUUUCGUUUUUCUUUGGUCUUGAAGUUUCUGCGGCAAAGGCCUUCUCUGGAUCGUAUUAGAGAGGCCAAUGAGUUAAAGGAUGGAAGUACUAAAGGGGUGGUGUCUUUAGAUGCUGAGAUUGAUAAGGGAGAAACUGAGAUUGAUAGGGAAGAAGCUGAGCCUUUAGUGCAUGAGAAAGAUUUGACAAUGUUGGCAGAAUCUAGUGGAGCUCAAUCGGAUAGAGAAUUGGAUUUGGUUAUGGGCGAUGACCAGGUUUUGCAGCCUGUGGUUGUGUCUGCUAUGGAGGGACUGGAAGAUUAUUCUAAGUCUGAGGAUGAGGCUGAGUUGGCGCAUCCAGCAAAGGAGAAGGAUGGCAGUUCUGAUUCUAAAUUAUCAAAAAAGAAGGUGGAUGUCGUGGGAGGCUCGGAUCAGUUUAUUUCGUUGAUGAUUAAUUCAACUAUUUUGAUAUCAGCUGUAUAUGCAAAGUGCCGGUAUCUAGAUAGGCGGGUUUUAUGGGAGGAUUUGCUUUCUGUCAAUACUAUGCAGUUGCCUCAUGUGAUUUUGGCGGAUUUUAACAUUUUACGGAAUGAUAGUGAAUGGCAUGGUGGAUGUCCGAGGCUUCUCAUGGCAAUGGAGGAGUUCUGUUCAUUUAUUGAUACUGGUGGACUGGUGGAGAUGUCGUUUUUAGGGAACAAAUUUUCAUGGUGCAACGGGCAAUCGGGGAUGGCUCGCUCAUGGGCACAGCUUGACAGACCUUUGUGCAAUCUGAAAUUUCUGGAGCUUUUUCCUUUGGUGCAUAAUCAUUAUUUGCCCAGGUAUGGUCCUUCUUCAUUUAAAUUUCAUUUUAUGUGGACUACUCAUGAGGAUUUUUGGCGAUGUGUGUCGAGUUCUUGGGAGGGAGGAGUUUAUGGAACUGGUUUGUGGAAGUUAGCAGAAAAAUUGAAGAGAUUAAAACAGGGUGAAACGUCAUCAUCUUUCUUUAAAGCAUUACAAUCCAGGAAACAUAAUGUAGUAAUGGAAAUGAAAAUCUCUGAUGGUCGUGUACUUAGCUCUCCGGAAGCCAUUCAUGAGGAGGCUUGUGUAUAUUUUGAGGAAUUUAUAAAGCCAAAUCAGUCGAGUUCAUUGCCGAAUUUGGCUGAUUUAAUUUCGAGUGAAGUGUCAGAAGAGGAGAAUAAUAUUUUUGGCUGUCCCCCUUUGAUGGAGGAAGUUAAAAAGGCUCUUUUUUAUAUUCCUAAUGAUAGUAGUCCUGGUCCGGAUGGCUUUGGGUCGAGGUUCUAUCAACAUUGUUGGUCUUUAGUGAAAGAAGAUGUAUUUGAAGCAAUUACGGAUUUUUUUAGCGGGAUAGAACUUCCGCGGUUUUAUACUGCAUCUUAUAUUAUUUUACUUCCUAAAAUCUAG
Molecule: messenger RNA, 1596 nt
Organism: Juglans microcarpa x Juglans regia
Lineage: Eukaryota; Viridiplantae; Streptophyta; Magnoliopsida; Fagales; Juglandaceae
Exons: 6
Coding region: 1-1596 (531 amino acids)
Source: RefSeq, a predicted model, not a curated record